AUUUCCUAUUUUGCCCUCCACUAUUUCCCCAAACCAAACACCAUUCCCCCUCCUAUUCUCUUUCCCCCAAAAGUUGGAUGCUUUCCUCCGAUUCCGACCGCUUCCCCCACCGUCCGCGCCACCCGGAAUUGCCACGCUGAGGUGCGACAGGCUGCAGAAAUGGCUGCGUCUGGCGAAUUCAAGAACAAAAGCGAAUUGAGAGUUUUUGAGAGUACGGAUGAGCUGGCCACGGAUUUGGCCGAGUACAUAUCGCAGCUGUCGGAGAAUUCCGUGAAGGAGAGUGGAUGUUUUACUAUUGCUUUAUCUGGAGGAUCCCUUAUAAGUUUCAUGGGGAAACUCUGUGAAGCUCCGUAUAGCAAGACCGUUGAUUGGACGAAGUGGUAUGUGUUUUGGGCUGAUGAGCGUGCAGUAGCAAAGAAUCAUGUGGACAGCAACUAUAAACUCACGAAGGAUGCCUUUCUCUCUAAGGUAUCAAUUCUCAGCAGCCAUGUGUUCUCCAUAAAUGAUCAUGUAACAGUAGAAGAUGCAGCAGGAGAGUAUGAAUUUGCCAUUCGCCAGCUGGUGAAGAUUCGGACUGUAGGUGUUUCUGAAAGAAACGACUGUCCAAGGUUCGACCUUAUCCUCCUUGGCAUCGGACCUGAUGGACAUGUUGCUUCACUAUUCCCCCAUCACCCAGCCCUUGAACUGAAAGAGGAAUGGGUUACCUACAUCACCGAUUCUCCCAAGCCGCCACCCGAGAGGAUUACCUUCACGCUCCCCGUGAUCAACUCAGCUUCCAACAUCGCAAUAGUGGCUACGGGCGAGGAGAAGGCCAUGGCGGCAAACCUUGCUAUUGCCGGCACCAACGAAAACUCCGAUUCCUCUUCUUUGCCUGCAAGGAUGGUUCAGCCAACUGAUGGGAAACUGGUCUGGUUCUUGGAUUCAGCAGCUGCCUCAGCACUCGAGGUCAGUAAUGGUGGUUCCAAAGAUGCCAUGUGAUGGUUGUAGGGUCCAGGAAAUGUGUCUUGUGUAGAUCAAACCUUCCAAGAUAGAUGUUUCUCUUUUCCUCUUGGUUGUUUGAAUAUUUUGUUUCUCACGAGCAUAGUUGUGGUGGAGAGGGAGUUUAAUUGCUGCUUGGUUUCUGAUGAGGGAGGGGGUUCUUUGCAGAAGAUAAUAAAUUGGUGUUUCUGUUCAAGGAUACAAAGUGAGUUUUUUCUAUGUAGAGAUUGAGGAGGAGAGGAGGGAUGGUGAAUUCGUCUUAUCGAUGUCAAUAUGCUGUUACCUGAUGUGGAUUUUUUCUUUUUUUGUGAAUGUUACAGUAAUUUCUUAGUUUUUGAUCAUCA
This is a messenger RNA of Musa acuminata subsp. malaccensis (wild Malaysian banana), 1322 nucleotides long. RefSeq names its product probable 6-phosphogluconolactonase 1. The record is from RefSeq and is a predicted model, not a curated record. Lineage: Eukaryota; Viridiplantae; Streptophyta; Magnoliopsida; Zingiberales; Musaceae. Gene Ontology annotation, molecular function: 6-phosphogluconolactonase activity. Gene Ontology annotation, biological process: pentose-phosphate shunt; carbohydrate metabolic process.